Molecule: messenger RNA, 7616 nt
Organism: Hippopotamus amphibius kiboko
Lineage: Eukaryota; Metazoa; Chordata; Mammalia; Artiodactyla; Hippopotamidae
Gene: NEMP1
Product: nuclear envelope integral membrane protein 1
Exons: 13
Coding region: 2159-3343 (394 amino acids)
Cellular component (GO): nuclear envelope
Source: RefSeq, a predicted model, not a curated record
UCCUGCCGGGGAAGCGGGCGGAACGGGGCGUGAAGCGGAGGGGCGGGAACCCCCUGGGCGCCUGGCGCUUGGGUCCCGGCUCGGGGAGGAGGCCGUGAAGGAGCGCAUUCCGGGGCCUCGGCUCGGCGGCCCGGGGCCGGGCCGGGCUGGGCCGGGGCGGGGAGCGCGGAGCAGAAGCCGGCGCCCUGGCGGCCCCCUCCCCUGGGGGUCAGAGGGACUCUGUUUGGGUGCGAACGUGUGUUUGAGAGAGAAACUCCCGAGUGUCUGAAUCCUUGUUUCUCAGGGUUGUCGUGAGGUUCAAGUGAGAGGGUUUGUGCGACCCUCUGUGUGGAGUUAAAAAUAUGUACGUUUAAAAAAUCAUUGGCUUGUCAAGCCCCGCCAGAGGCCCAGACGCCCCCGCAGCUGGAGCUGCUGAGAUGUCUGUUCUUCGCUUCCCUCCCACUCCUACCACCUCCAACUCCCCUCCUACUCCCUUCCGUUCAGAACAAGGAAUUUCCAGCCUUUAGCGAAUGGAGAGAGGCACAAAGAGACCAAGACUAUGAGAAACUACGGAAAAACAAUAACGAUAAGAGACAGGAAGGGAAACGAUCCUCAGUCCCAAUUUUCCAAGAACAGAAAAAGAUUGUGAAGAAAGUGAGUGGGAAGAGAAGUGAGGAAAUUGCUUACCAGAAGGAUUGUCAUUCCUAGGCACGGGUCAUAUAAGGACCAUGGACUUCAUCAAGGAGAUACCAUGGAACCAUAAAGACUUUUUAACACAGGAGUGACAUGGUCCCAUCUGCAUUUAGAAGUACUGUGGAGGAAGGGUUUUGUGGCUGCAAAAACAGCAGGGAGGCCAACUUGAAGAAAACUAAGGUGGUCCAGGAAAGCGAUGAUGGCAAGGUGCUAGACUAAAUCACUGGUGUAGGGUGGAGAGGAAAGGAUAGAUUCAAAGGAUAGGCAGCAGGUAAAAUCAAUAGGACUUGACUGGCUAAAGGGUUGGGGGAAGAGUCUGGGGUGACUCUCAGGCUUCUAGCUUGGGUGAGUGUGUGGAUGGAAUGGAGCAUCUUCAUUAAACGUUCACCACCUGCAGUCUUUUUCCUAAAUUAAGAAAGUUAUGAAAAACAAAAUUUUUCAUAUGUCAUAUGGCCGCAAAACCUAAUGUGGGGACUUCCCUGGUGGCGCAGUGGUUCAGAAUCCGCCUGCCAAGGCAGGGGACACAGGUUCGAUCCCUGCUCCAGGAAGAUCCCACAUGCCAGGGAGCAACUAAGCCCUUGUGCCGCACUACUGAAGCCCAAGAGCCUAGAGCCCGAGGUCCGCAACGAGAAGCCACUGCAAGUGCUGCAAAGAAGAGUAGCCCCUGCUUGCUACAACUAGAGAAAGCCCGCACGCAGCAAUAAAGACCCAACGCAGCCAAAAAUAAAUAAAUUUGUAAAACAAACAAAAAAACCCCCCUAAUGUGACCUUAACUUAUUUUGUGGCAGACCUCCUAAACUUACAUGAGGUUAUUUAUAGUUUCAUUUAUCCCACUUUCAUUUAUACCAAUGUGAAUAUUCAUAUCUCUCAUUGUAGAAAUAUUAAUUUGUUUAUGAGGUGCUAUCCCAGACGCCAUUGGAAUUGCUGCUUUAUAUAUUGUACAUGUAUAAUAUUACAUUUCGAAAAUCCAAGAAAAGUUCUGAAACACAUUUACUCUCCAGAUUUCCCGCCCCGUUUACUCAUCAUUCUUGGCCUGAGUUCUUCUGGCUCUUUGCAUAAAUCAGAUCCACCUGCAGAUAAUGAAUAUUCAUUGCAGUGUGUGCUAUACACUGUGAAGAUGAUUCUCAGAGUGUUUUGAGCAGCGUCCUUAUUAUUAAAACAGGGCUAAAGGCUUCUUGAGUGACUACCUGGAAGUGACAGAACUCAUUUGGAUGAUAAGGACGUUGGAGGACACAGUCGUCUUACUUAAGUUUCCCACAACUUAAAGAUCGUGGUGAGAAGAAAAGAAAGAAAAACGAAGGAAUCUGAGACAGUUUCGAUGGCAAGAUCAAGUUUGCUUAAGAAGGCCUCGCCCAUUCUGAUUUUCUAUUGGUUAAGCUUACCGUCAAUCGCUGCAGUUGUAAAUAAACUGGAGACGGAAGCAUGUUGUUAAGGGGUGGGACCUUCCUGUCGCCCUUGCUAAGCUGGAAUUGAUUUAAACGUGGUCAUGCUUCAGGAAUCCAAAGUUUAUUAUAUGAAUACCAGUCAACAAUCCUGUUAUAAAAAUGUGCUUAUCCCAAAGUGGCAUGAUAUAUGGACACGGAUACAGAUCCGGGUAAAUAGUUCCAAACUGGUCCGAGUCACCCAGGUGGAGAAUGAGGAGAAGCUGAAGGAGCUAGAGCAGUUUAGUAUCUGGAACUUUUUUUCCUCCUUUUUAAAAGAGAAAUUGAAUGACACCUAUGUUAAUGUGGGUCUAUACAGCACAAAAACCUGCCUCAAAGUUGAGAUUAUAGAGGAAGACACCAAGUACAGUGUCAUUGUGACCCGGAGAUUUGACCCCAAACUCUUCUUCAUUUUCCUCCUUGGACUUAUGCUAUUCUUUUGUGGAGACUUGCUGAGCAGAAGUCAAAUCUUCUACUAUUCCACUGGAAUGAGUGUGGGAAUCGUGGCCUCUUUACUAAUCAUCAUUUUUAUACUGUCCAAGUUUAUGCCCAAGAAAAGUCCCAUUUACAUCAUCCUGGUAGGAGGCUGGUCCUUUUCCCUGUACCUCAUUCAACUAGUUUUUAAAAAUUUACAAGAGAUCUGGAGGUGUUACUGGCAGUAUCUUUUAAGCUAUGUCCUCGCAGUUGGAUUCAUGAGUUUUGCAGUCUGUUACAAGUACGGGCCCUUGGAGAAUGAACGAAGUAUCAACCUACUGACCUGGACCUUGCAGCUGAUGGGCCUGUGUUUCAUGUAUUCCGGUGUCCAGAUACCACACAUCGCCCUUUCCAUUAUCAUCGUUGCCCUGUGUACCAAGAACCUGGAGUACCCUAUUCACUGGCUGUACAUCACCUACAGAAAGAUGUGUAAGGCAACAGAAAAGACUGUCCCCCCUCGUCUUCUGACAGAAGAAGAAUAUCGGAUACAAGGAGAGGUGGAGACCCGAAAGGCUUUAGAGAAGCUUAGAGAAUACUGCAACAGUCCAGACUGCUCGGCUUGGAAGACUGUUUCUCGAAUCCAGUCUCCAAAGAGAUUUGCUGACUUCGUGGAAGGUUCUUUCCACCUCACACCAAAUGAGGUUUCUGUCCAUGAGCAGGAGUAUGGGUUAGGGAGCAUUACUGACCAGGAUGAACUCGAUGAAGAAACAUCCUCUGAGGAGGACUCGGAUUCUCAGUACCCCCAUCUCACACAGCAGAACAACUUCCUGACUUAGGUGGUCAUCAGUUAUUGUUCUGUGGAUUGGCUUGGUACCUUUAUGGUCCAGGUUGCAUGUGUUGUGCAAUUACUUCUCAAAUCUUUGAAGUAGGGUGGGGUAGUGCCGAAAUUCUCCCACUGAAAUUAGAGGCCUGAGUCGACCUCCCUCUGGAAGUGAUCUUGGUGGUCUUUUUGGGGUCCUGAGGAAGCAGAGUGGAUAAAGUAGUGACUGCUUCCCAAGGCAUCCCAUUGGUUAAGUUCUCGGCCCACCUUUAUAUUUCUGAAGACACUGGAUUGCCACAGCUAGCAGGGCAUUCCAGCUCCUCUUUGAAAGUUGAUUCGAUCGUGGCAUUUCAGACUCGGAAGUGAUAACUGUUGUAUGUGAAGUAAUGCUUUCAGACUAUAGGCAGCAUCUUCCAGAGACAAAUCCACAAAUCUGAGCCUCUUUUACUUCUGCUUUUGUUUCAGUGACUUUAGCAUAAUCCUUGUUUUAACUGUUUUAAGAGGAAAAUAGAUUAUUAUUUGUCUUGUUUUCUAAAUGAAUACGUUAAAAAAAACCUGACCAACUCAUGUUCCAGAGCCAGCAAGUGCCCCAGAGUGACCAGCCGCACAGGCCCUACAUAUUUAUUCACAUGGAUUCUCCAUUAAAGCCCUUGGAGUGUCGUGCUGAGCCCUGGGUUAGUUCUCACACCCGUGAUAUUCUACGUCCUGCUUACUUUUAGGAACAUGCCUGCAGGCCCCUCUGUAAGAUGAGGUCUGCUGGGAUUUUUAUGAUACUUAACUUUCAGUUCUAUUUUAAAAAUAGGUUUGCAUGCUUCCCUUCUAAUUCCUCUUUGCCCCCUGUGCCUUUCAGGAAGGGUCUAUUCCUUCACCUCUGAAGUAUGUACAUUUCAGUUUGUUUCAUUUCUUAUAUUCUCUUACUUUUGGUUUAUAGCAUUAUUACUGCUAGUUAGGAGAAGUGAUCUUAUUUAGGAAAUGUAAAUGCUUUUUACAGGUUCUCCAUUUUUCUUGUCAGUGGGUCACGUAUCUUUGAAUUGCUGUGGGAUCAAUAAACUGUCUCCUUUUCCUUUUCCUUCCGUUGUCUACCCAUCUGCUUAUUCUUUUCAGCCUUUCCUUACCACCUCUCCCCCUGCCCGCAGGAAGUCUGGCUAAUUUGUGAGCCCUGAAAUUAUCUAUGAAGGCUCUUGAUACAACAUACAUGUUGUAGCUAUGUGGCUGCCCCAGUUUGCAUUGACAGCAGAUAGACCUCCAGAUAACCCUUAUGCCUCUGGGUGCUUGUUCAGCCAUCAGGAUUAGAUGCACUUUUCUAUGAAUUUAUUGUGCUUAUUUGCAGUUCCAUUUCUGACCAGAGAUUCAUGCUGCCUCUUAUUACAGUGGCAUUGGUGUCACAUUCUUUUGCCAUUGGAAAGUACCCUUAUAAACCAGCAGUGCCAUUUAUGAGGGAGCAAAUUCCCAAGUCUCUUGUCAUUCUCUUGGUUCUGUCUUUGUGAUCUUCACCCUCGUCCCUUGGAAAAAGCUGUAAUUACUUUAGCCAGGAAGAUAGACACUGAUGGCAGGAGCACAGCAUUGGACUGACUGGCUUACCAUGAUCAUGGGGAAGGCAGAUGAUUUUUUAAAAAGCUGUAAUGACUCCUUCAGACCAGCCAUUUAACAGAUAAGUUUGAAAGGCUCUGGCCUCCAUUACUGACUUCCAGAAUGUCAGCUCUGAGACUCCCCUCCAGGUGGCCAGUUGAUUACUUUCUGCCAGUGUUUCCCACAGCUUUAAACUGUCCUAAAGUGACAACUACCUCCAUUGGCAGCAAAUAGAUACAUAGCAGAAAGUGAAAAAUAAGCAGUAUUUGGACAGAUGCCAUGGGUUAAAGUUAUUUUAUAUUAGGAAACCUUUCUACUUUUGUGCAUUAUGUACAUGGUGACACUUUAUCCCUCUGCAAAAAACUGUUAAGGCCUCUGAAAUUUACUAUUUUUUGCCUCAUUUAUAGAAAUCAAGGCAGCAUAUUUGAGCAUAAGUUUAUUUGAAAAAAUAAUUCGGCUGUACAAGGGGUCUCAGGAUUCCCUGGAGACUUUGGUGCCUUCCCCACGUUGCUACUUAGGGACAUGGUCGCGUGCCUCCAGGGUGACUUUUCCUGACUCAUGUCUUUCUUUCCGUGAGAAAGCAUGGUGACGUAGAGAAAGAUUCUCAUCUUUUCUGUUCAGUAAACUCCUUGUGAUAUACAGUUUCCACCUCAGGAUGAGUUUCUCUCACUGUGUCUGGAAUUCGGGGUGAGUAAAAUCAAACUGGGUUCCUCCCCCCGUCUGGCAGCUGGAGAGCUGAGCUGUAGGCAGCAUCAACGCCAGCGGGUCCGACAGCGUGCGCGCUGCUCUCAGGCAGUGGAGGACGGCGCCUCUGGUGUGCUGUGUGUCCUUGCUCUGCCUUCCUGUGUGGCUUUGCCCCAGAUGCUUCAGAGCCUCUGUGUGCCCGGAGAGGGCUUGACCCCGUAAACCUUCUUCAGGAGCUGCUCUUCCCUCUUGGCCGCUUAGUCUGCUGGCUCAGUCACUGCUUGCAACCCCCAUUUCAUGUCCUUUGGCAGGGACAGCUCUUGCAGUUUCAGCAUAGUCUCAUCUCUCAAAUCGAUCUCAUCAAGAAGGAUUGAAGGGAUCACUGUGAGUGAGCUGGACGUUGGAGCCACGUCUGCUGCCACGUCAGCGUCUCGUUCGGCACACAUCAAGCUGUAAAUGAGCCCUAGGGCUCGGGGUCUCAGCAUCUGAAAUCUGUUGCCUCUAAUGGGUCUGACCAGGUUGUGUAGAGCGUGACUCCCGUUAAUGGAAAUACAAGAGCCAACUGGCCUAAAGCCACGUCCCUUUCCCUUUCUCACGUGGAUUACUUUCCUCAGCCCAGUGGAGCCAAUGUCUGAUAAUCAACCCAGGAACAUCUAGCACCUUUGAUCUCUUCUGAUAAGCACUUCCUGUCAGCCACCUCAUCCCACCGAAGCUAGUUUAUCUCUCCCCCGAAAGUCAUGACUUUUAUGUUGGUUACAGGAUUCUGCUGAUGAUAGACUUUGGGUCCCAGUGUUCCAUUUUGUGCUAAUACCUCCCAUUCUAGGGCCUAGCCCUCUCUUCCCUGACUGUGUUCCCUUCAACCCAAUCCCCACUUCCCAUGUACGACAGAGAUUGGAUGAAUGAAAGCACCCAGAUAGUCCAGAUAGUCCCCCCAGGCCCUGAUAUCCAUAAAAGGCUUGGGAAUGGAUUAUGCAACUGCCCUCAAUCGUUUUGUUGUUCCAGGAAAAAAAGACGGGCUCAGAUGGAUGCCUACGUAAAAAUGGUUCCUAGCUGUGUACUCAUAACUUUUCUCUGAAUUGAGUAGUGAAAGUUGAAGUAGGAGGAAAGGAAAUUAAAUGUCCUUCUAGUAUUCUUUUGGACUCAGGUCUGACAUAUGAGAUAAUAACCUAUAUUGAAAUGCCAAGAAUUUUAUCUCAACCAAGGAGAGGACAGUUUGACAGAUUUAUUAUGCCUUCAUGUUACAUAGUCACUGAAACCAAGUAAUAAACAUAAAAUAGCCAUUGCACGAGGCAAAUGCACCUAAAACCUUUUGUUUAUGUUUUGAUGUAGCAGAAAUCGAUCAUUAUUUUUUUAGGGAAACCUAUGCAAUUGCGGUGUUCCAGUGGUGUUUCUUGGUAACUUAGCUUAUGGAUUCGGUUGCUGUUGAGUUGGAUUCGAGACAGUUAUUACCUUGAAAGGGAGUUUGGUGCCUUAUGUGAUGAGAGCCAGAGCCUGCUGGGAAUAAACAAAGCAGAGUCACGCCACUGUCGAUGCCCAGCUUUAGUGGGGAGGGGAUGGCACACAGAAUCCCCGGAUUUGGGGCUUUUGGCUCCCACACCCCCCGCCCGUGUGUGUGGUCUUCCUUUUCACACUCUUGACAGUAACUUGAAAAUGGUGAAACCACCUUCUCCGAAAUUUUCUACAGCGUGGACAACAUUAGCAUAGUAGAUAGCUCAUAAUGUGAGUGUCAGAACUUGUCACAGCCUGCAAUUGCCUCGGUUUAUUAAGUUUCUAGAAGUGAUGGUGAAACAGGGAGUUACUGGGUAAGUUUUAGCCAGUGGGUAAUGCCUUAGUGUUAUUUUAAAAGAUUCGUCAUUUAUGUUUAAAAUAAGUGUUCGUGAAUGUUUGAAAGGAACAAAAUAAUCAGGGAUGACUCUUUGCCAUGGGUCUCAUUUUCUCUCUUUUUCUGUAAGAAAAAAUAAUGAUGUCAUAUAUUUUUUCAUUUUUAUUGUACAAGUUUGUAAGUAAUCCCAAUUUUAAUAAAGUUUUAUAGACUA